Molecule: messenger RNA, 1847 nt
Organism: Cokeromyces recurvatus
Lineage: Eukaryota; Fungi; Mucoromycota; Mucoromycetes; Mucorales; Mucoraceae
Exons: 4
Coding region: 165-1448 (427 amino acids)
Cellular component (GO): MBF transcription complex; SBF transcription complex
Molecular function (GO): DNA binding; transcription regulator activity
Source: RefSeq, a predicted model, not a curated record
ACCUCUCUCUUUUUUUUUCAAUCCCUUUUUAAACAAUUAACGACUUUUAUUUUUUAAAAAAACUUCUUUUCUUUCUACUUUAUUCUUUUUUCUAUUGUUUUAACCUUCCGAAUUCUUACAACUUAUAAACAAAAAAAACUAAAAACAAAACAAAAAUUUCAAUCAUGAAUAACAAUACCUCUGAUAACGAAUCUUUGAAUUACCGACCUUACAGUUCGUCCAACCAACAACGCACGAACAAUAAAGUCAAAAAGGCAAAGUACUCAACUUCACUUGAUCCCAGGGGAUAUAUUCCAGUUUAUGAAUAUAUUAUCAAUAGUCAACCUAUUAUGUGGGAUAGACAAACAGGUUAUGUCCAUUUCACUGGUAUCUGGAAAGCCUUAGGAAAUUCUAAGGCUGAUAUUGUCAAGAUGGUUGACUCUAAUCCUAACUUAAAGGUCAAGAAAAUACGUGGUGGCUUUUUGAAAAUUCAAGGAACAUGGAUACCUCAUGAAUAUGCUUACACUCUUUGUAAGAGAACAGCCUGGUCUAUUCGAAGAGAACUUGUUCCUAUCUUUGGCCCUCAUUUUAGUAAUGAUGUACUUGAACCUACUCAUUCUGAAUAUGGUUGUCUUCUUUUAGACCCAAGGAAUUCCCAGUCUAACCAAAAGGGAAUGUCAAGCCGUACUGCUACUAUGCGUCAAGUUCAUCAUCCUUACAAACGUGAAAGUGUAAGAAAAUCCCCUCGUGAAAAAACUGUUUCUUCUUCUUCUUCUUCGUCGUCGUCGUCGUCAUCUUCAAAAGUAAAUGCUUCUCCUCGUCAUUCUAAAAAGGCUAGAAAGAGUAAGUCUAUUAGAACUGUUUCCAAUAAUAGUAUGUCUCUCUCGAGAUUACUUAACUCAUUAGAGUCCCAUGAUUUCGUGCAACAACAACAGAUGGAUAUAGAUAACCAAAAUGACUUAAUUUCAGAUCAUGAAAUCGAUAAUCAAGUCAAGACGCCUUUAUUAAAGUCGUUUACGGAAUCUCCUGAAACAACUCCAUCCCCUACAUUCAGAGUUGUUCCUUGUUUUCCUACUCUUGAUAUGACUCAAAGUUCUACUGAAAGAUGUUUAUUACCGCCUAUCUAUAAUAUGGACUCUGGUCUUUCUUCGUACAAUCAUACAACAUUAGAACCACGUAUCACUCCUGUCUAUCAUAGCCCUUCUUCUAAUAGCUCAUCAUGGUCUUAUCUGUCUUCUUCAUCUACUACAACUUCUUCUUUUUCUGAAACUUUUACUAGCUGUUUACCACCUGAAAUGUUUGGCUGUAGUACACAUCAAAAAGAUAUUAUCGAUACUAUCAGUGCUACUAUUCUUUUACAACGUUUAUCUCAAGAUGAUGGUGUUCGUCCUUUCAGGCCCAUACAACAAAGCUAUAUCCCAAGUAAAGUCAUGGUUGGAAGCCAAGAAUUUAAAAUUUGUUGGGACUAAAAAAAAAAAAGAGUUCCUUUUUCCACCUUUCUUUUUACCCUUCUUUCUUCUAUUCCCUCCCCCUCCCUUUCCCAUUCUAUAUCUUUAUUGUAUGUAAAUAAUUUUUUUCUUUAUCGUAAUAUUUUAAUUAAUUAUAAUGCAAUUUAUUAUAAUCUAUAACUCAUUGAUAUUAAAAGAAACACACACACACACACACAUACACGCAAAAUGAUGAUUCGAUAUCGAAAUUGUACAUCGUAUAUUAUAAAUAGUAACCUAUACGUUCAUUAGAUGAACCUCCUGCAUCUUAUCGUUUCAACAGAAAAGCAAAAAAAAAAAGAUUUUUUUGUUUGUUUAUACUUUGUACUCAUAUCACAACAAUAACAAUAACAAGGAAAAAAAAAUCAAAAAAAAAAAAAA